This is a messenger RNA of Paracoccidioides lutzii Pb01, 1230 nucleotides long. RefSeq lists its product as hypothetical. Gene Ontology annotation, cellular component: nuclear telomere cap complex. The transcript is spliced from 3 exons. The record is from RefSeq and is a predicted model, not a curated record. Gene Ontology annotation, biological process: regulation of telomere maintenance via telomerase; telomere capping. The coding region runs from base 1 to 1230 and encodes 409 amino acids. Gene Ontology annotation, molecular function: G-rich strand telomeric DNA binding; telomerase inhibitor activity.
AUGAGCUUACAGGUUACUCUCUGGGAACCUCAUUCUCAUUACGCAAGGCAAAAUAUCAAAGAGAACGAUCUUGUCUUACUUCAAAAUGUCAACGUGAAAAUUGGAAGAAUGAGUGGUGCAAUGGAGGGAAGCCUUCACACAGAUCGUCAUUACCCUGAGAAAGUGCGAGUGAUACCAAUCAACGACAAUGAUUCCGAGGAUGAUGUAAAACAGCUCGUGAGGCGAAAGCUGGAGUACUGGAAGAGGAUUAGGGCUGAGAAGUCUAAGCUGGAGGGCAAAAACUUCAAAAAACGAAAAGCAUCCGAUAACAAUGAACAACCACAACAGAUGGGCAAAAUGUCCCGGAAACAACUGGCCCAGCAGAAAAGAAGGGAACAGGAGAAACUCGAUAAAGAAAGCAGACGGGAAGAUGAUCAACCAGAAAUUGAAAUAUCCUUCCAGGCGAAACGUGAUCAGCUAAAUCCUUAUAUUCGUGCAAAUAACCCCGCAAUCCCCUGCCGCUCUAUAUCUGACAUACUCUUCAACGAGUCUCAUACAAACGUCUCCCCAGACGGGAUCGAAUACCGCCUCCCCUUCCAAAACCUCCGUUACAAAGUUUCUGUCCGAGUUGUCGAUUUCUUUCCUCCCAAAUUAGAAGAUUUUGCCGUCCAGUAUGACGCCCACCGUGCCGUGCUAUCAGAUACCGAUGGUAGCAUGGUGAGUGACAGUGAUAAGGAAAUAAACAGCGACUCCGCAAGAAUAUCCCGUCGCAAGAGAUGGGAAUGGAGAUUUUGCCUCCUUGUCGAGGAUGCCGGCCCCGGCAUGCACUAUAACCGCAACGCUAAGAGAGAGCGUAUGAAGCUCUUUGUGACGGGCCACGAUGCUGAAUGUUUGCUAUGUCUUGAUCCUGUGAAUCUCCGCAAAAACCCUGGAGCCCUCUCCGACCUCCGCGAGAAGCUCUUUAUUCUUUGGGGCGACCUUGAGGAGCGCAAGAGCGCCAGUAAUGCUACAGAUAUCAACGCUAAUGUCAAUCCCAACGUUAACAAUACCGAUACCGAUAAGCAAGUCAGCGCAUCGACGAAGCCGUUCAUUUGUUGCAUUAAGGAAUUUGGCGUCAGGAACUCGCCAGCAGUUACGAGUUCGGUAGAUGAAGAGAUGGAAGUGGACGACGGGAAUGGGUCUGAGAGUGGGUCCGGGUCCGCUUUUGGGUGGGAGAGGCGGUUCCGUAUGUUUGGAACGACAAUAAUGUAA